ACGAUGGUCAAAUCGUACGAUCGUUUUUCUGAAAAGAAUAUGUGCAUGAGCCGUGACCUGGAAGGAACAGAAGUUUCACCUGUUAUAUGGGGUGAACUUAAUGACUUGGUCGGCCGAUUUUCUAAAUCAUUGAUGGCACCAUCGGAUUACCGAGCGAACGCCGUUUUCGAUUUUUGGAUGAAAAAUCGUUCAGAAUUCGAACCAUGUAUCGCCUGCAUAAGGCUGGUGUUAAUUGUGUAGUGGCAGAAAUCUUCUGAACCUUGCUGUGGCUCUAAGUGUCUAGAUUUUGUGUGGCUAUUGAAGUACCCAUACAAAAAAAAAAAAGAUC
Molecule: messenger RNA, 328 nt
Organism: Staurois parvus
Lineage: Eukaryota; Metazoa; Chordata; Amphibia; Anura; Ranidae
Source: the annotation of a GenBank genome assembly